Messenger RNA from Cinclus cinclus, 5568 nucleotides. It is a transcript of the gene CDC42BPA, whose product is annotated as CDC42 binding protein kinase alpha. Gene Ontology annotation, cellular component: cytoskeleton; cytoplasm; actomyosin. The coding region runs from base 1 to 5568 and encodes 1855 amino acids. The record is from RefSeq and is a predicted model, not a curated record. Gene Ontology annotation, molecular function: ATP binding; protein serine/threonine kinase activity; protein binding. The transcript has 40 exons. Gene Ontology annotation, biological process: peptidyl-threonine phosphorylation; actomyosin structure organization. NCBI's taxonomy places the organism in Eukaryota, Metazoa, Chordata, Aves, Passeriformes, Cinclidae.
AUGCAAACUGAAACAACCAUGUCUGGAGAAGUGCGUUUGAAGCAGUUGGAGCAGUUUAUUUUGGAUGGGCCAACACAGACUAAUGGGCAAUGCUUCAGUGUGGAAACCUUGCUGGAUAUACUCAUCUGCCUUUAUGAUGAAUGUAAUAAUUCCCCUCUGAGAAGAGAGAAGAACAUCCUUGAGUAUCUGGAGUGGGCCAAACCUUUUACAUCUAAAGUGAAACAGAUGCGACUACAUAAGGAAGAUUUUGAAAUUCUGAAGGUGAUUGGUCGAGGAGCCUUUGGGGAGGUUGCAGUAGUAAAACUGAAAAAUGCAGAUAAGGUUUUUGCCAUGAAGAUACUUAAUAAGUGGGAGAUGCUGAAGAGAGCUGAAACAGCCUGUUUUCGAGAAGAGAGAGAUGUGUUAGUGAAUGGAGAUAACCAGUGGAUCACAACAUUACAUUAUGCAUUCCAGGAUGAAAACUAUUUAUACCUGGUUAUGGAUUACUAUGUUGGAGGAGAUCUGCUUACAUUACUCAGCAAGUUUGAGGACAGACUCCCUGAAGAUAUGGCUCGUUUUUAUUUGGCUGAAAUGGUGAUAGCCAUCGAUUCUGUUCAUCAGUUGCAUUAUGUUCACAGGGAUAUAAAACCAGACAACAUCUUGAUGGAUAUGAAUGGACAUAUUCGAUUAGCAGAUUUUGGUUCUUGUCUAAAACUGAUGGAAGAUGGAACGGUCCAAUCUUCAGUGGCAGUUGGAACACCAGAUUACAUCUCUCCAGAAAUCUUGCAGGCCAUGGAAGAUGGAAAAGGGAAGUAUGGGCCCGAGUGUGACUGGUGGUCCCUGGGCGUUUGCAUGUAUGAAAUGCUUUAUGGAGAAACGCCCUUUUAUGCUGAGUCCUUGGUGGAGACCUAUGGGAAAAUAAUGAACCACAAAGAGAGGUUUCAGUUUCCUGCUCAAGUGACAGAUGUCUCUGAAAGUGCAAAGGACCUCAUCCGAAGGCUCAUUUGUAGCAGAGAGCAUCGACUUGGACAAAAUGGAAUAGAAGACUUUAAGAACCAUCCAUUUUUUGCUGGGAUUGAUUGGGACAACAUUAGGAACUGUGAGGCACCUUACAUCCCAGAAGUCAGCAGCCCUACUGAUACAUCAAACUUUGAUGUGGAUGAUGAUUGCUUAAAAAACUCUGAAACAAUGCCUCCACCAUCCCACACUGCAUUUUCUGGCCAUCAUUUACCAUUUGUGGGUUUCACAUAUACAAGUAGCUGUGUGCUUUCAGACCGCAGCUGUCUAAGACUGACAGCUGGACCACCCUCCAUGGAUCUUGAUGCCAGCAUUCAAAGAACUUUGGAGGACAGUUUAGCAACAGAAGCUUAUGAGAGGAGAAUAAGACGUCUAGAACAGGAGAAGCUUGAACUUAGCAGAAAACUGCAAGAGUCCACCCAGACAGUGCAGGCUCUGCAAUAUUCAACAGUGGAUGGCCCAAUAACGGCAAGCAAAGAUUUAGAAAUAAAAAGUUUGAAGGAAGAAAUUGAAAAGUUGAAGAAACAGAUAACAGAAUCUGGUCAGCUGGAACAGCAACUCGAGGAGGCCAGCACCGCAAGGCGGGAAUUGGAUGAUGCUUCCAGACAAAUAAAGGCUUUUGAGAAGCAAGUCAGAACACUGAAGCAAGAGAGAGAAGACCUUAAUAAGGAACUGGCAGAGUCUAGUGACAGAUUAAAAUCCCAAGCCAAAGAGCUGAAAGAUGCACACAGCCAGCGGAAAUUGGCAAUGCAGGAAUUCUCAGAGAUGAACGAGCGGCUGACAGACUUGCACUCUCAAAAACAAAAGCUUGCCCGCCAGCUCCGAGAUAAGGAGGAAGAAAUGGAAGUGGUGAUGCAAAAAGUAGAAAGUUUAAGGCAAGAGUUACGCAGAACAGAGAGACUUAAAAAAGAACUGGAAGUCCAAGCUGAAGCUGCAGCUGCUGAGGCAUCCAAAGACAGGAAAUUGCGAGAGAGGAGUGAACAGUACUCUAAACAGUUGGAAAGUGAAGUAGAAGGGCUAAAGCAAAAACAGGUUGGUCGUUCACCUGGGGUAAGCAGUAUAGAACACCAGCAAGAGAUCACUAAAUUAAAGGCAGACCUGGAAAAGAAGAGUCUUUUCUAUGAAGAGGAGCUAUCUAAACGUGAACUGAUGCAUGCUAAUGAAAUAAAAGGUCUGAAGAAAGAGCUGCGGGAUGCAGAGAGCCAGCAGCUUGCCCUCAAGAAGGAAAUCAUGGUUUUGAAAGACAAGUUAGAGAAAACCAGAAGAGAAAACCAAAGUGAAAGAGAGGAAUUUGAAACAGAGUUCAAACAAAAGUAUGAACGAGAAAAGAUCCUGCUGACAGAGGAAAACAAAAAACUUACGAAUGAACUUGAUAAGCUCACCACCAUGUUUGAGAGACUGAGUAUGAAUAAUCGGCAGCUGGAGGAAGAGAUGAGAGACCUGGCUGAUAAGAAGGAGUCCGUGGCUCACUGGGAGGCCCAAAUCACUGAGAUCAUCCAGUGGGUAAGCGAUGAAAAAGAUGCUCGAGGUUAUCUUCAGGCCUUGGCCUCUAAAAUGACAGAAGAGCUGGAAGCCCUAAGGAACUCCAGUUUGGGUGCAAGAGCUACCGACAUGCCCUGGAAGAUGCGACGCUUUGCAAAGCUGGAUAUGUCUGCAAGGUUGGAGCUCCAGUCGGCUCUUGAUGCUGAAAUCCGAGCCAAACAGGCUAUUCAAGAUGAGCUGAACAAAGUCAAAGCUUCCUGUAUCUCUACAGAGUGUAAAUUGCAAGAAUCUGAGAAGAAGAAUAUGGAGCUUUUGGCAGACAUCGAAAGGCUGAAAAAGGAGACAGAAGAGCUUAGAUCAGAAAAGGGUGUAAAGCACCAAGACUCACAGAAUUCUUUCUUGGCAUUUUUGAAUGCGCCUACCUCUGCUCUGGAUCAAUUUGAAGAUUCCUUUUCCUCCUCUUCAUCCUCAUUGAUUGAUUUUAUGGAUGACCACUCUCCUUCCUGUAUUCCAGCUAACAAAGGCAGACGUAUUGAUUCAGUUGAGAAUUUUACAUUGUCUAAUACUCCAUCACGGGAUGAAGACAGCAAGUCUCACCUCCAUUCAAGAUCAAGGUCUCCUUCUACAGCCAGUGAGAUUGAACCAAUUGAGGUUACAGAUCAUCCUCCCCGUUCAAUUCACACACCGACCAUGAGGACAGCAUAUAUUGGCUCGGGACUCUCUGCACCAAAGCCUAAAGCUCACCAGUUUGUAGUGAAAUCGUUUAACACACCAACAAAAUGCAAUCAGUGCACAUCCCUGAUGGUUGGUCUGAUACGACAGGGCUGUACUUGUGAAGUGUGUGGAUUCUCUUGCCAUGUGACCUGUGCAGACAAGGCUCCUGCAGUGUGUCCAAUCCCUCCUGAGCAGACUAAGGGACCUUUGGGAAUAGAUCCACAGAAAGGCAUAGGAACAGCUUAUGAAGGACAUGUCCGAGUCCCAAAGCCAGCUGGAGUAAAGAAGGGUUGGCAGAGAGCACUGGCAGUGAUCUGUGAUUUUAAACUCUUCCUGUAUGAUGUAGCAGAAGGAAAAGCAUCUCAGCCCAGCGUGGUAGUGAGUCAGGUCAUAGACAUGAGGGAUGAAGAAUUCUCAGUGAGUUCUGUCUUGGCCUCAGAUGUCAUCCAUGCAAAUCGGAAAGAUAUCCCCUGUAUCUUUAGGGUUACAGCCUCCCAGCUCUCUGCAUCCAGUAACAAGUGUUCAAUCCUGAUUCUAGCAGACGGUGAGAAUGAAAAAAGCAAGUGGGUGGGCGUGCUGAAUGAGUUGCAUAGGAUCUUGAAGAAGAACAAACUCAAAGACCGCUCAGUCUAUGUUCCCAAAGAAGCUUAUGACAGCACCUUGCCCCUCAUCAAAACAACACAGUCAGCAGCAAUCAUAGACCAUGAAAGAAUUGCUCUGGGGAACGAAGAAGGGUUGUUUGUUGUUCAUGUCACUAAAGACGAGAUUAUCCGAGUUGGUGACAACAAGAAGGUCCAUCAGAUUGAGCUUAUCCCAAGCGAGCAGCUCAUUGCGGUGAUCUCAGGACGGAACCGUCACGUGCGGCUCUUCCCCAUGGCUGCCCUGGAUGGAAGGGAGACUGAGUUCUAUAAGCUGGCCGAGACCAAAGGCUGCCAGUCAAUAGUUUCUGGACACGUGCGCCACGGAGCUCUCACCUGCCUGUGUGUAGCCAUGAAAAGGCAGGUGCUCUGUUACGAACUAAAUCAGAGCAAGACUCGCCACAAAAAGAUCAAGGAGAUCCAGGUGCAGGGGAACGUCCAGUGGAUGUCGAUCUUCAGUGACCGUCUCUGUGUAGGCUACCAGUCAGGUUUCCUAAAAUACCCCCUUCAUGGAGAGGGCAGCCCGUACAGCCUGCUCCAUCCAGACGACCACACGCUCUCAUUUAUCUCACAGCAGCCAACUGAUGCCAUCUGUGCAGUCGAGAUCUCAAAUAAAGAAUACCUGCUGUGUUUUAGCAGCGUCGGUGUUUACGUCGAUUGCCAGGGCCGAAGAUCCAGGCAACAAGAGUUGAUGUGGCCUGCAACUCCAUCUUCUUGCUGUUACAAUGCACCAUACCUCUCUGUGUACAGUGAAAAUGCAAUUGAUAUCUUCGACGUGAACUCCAUGGAGUGGAUUCAAACUAUUCCUCUCAAAAAGGUACGACCCUUGAAUACAGAAGGAUCACUAAACCUUUUAGGCCUGGAGACGGUCAGAUUAAUAUAUUUCAAAAACAAAAUGGCAGAGGGGGAUGAACUGGUGGUGCCUGAGACAUCAGACAACAGCCGGAAGCAGAUGGUUCGGAACAUCAACAACAAGCGCCGCUACUCCUUCCGCGUGCCCGAGGAGGAGAGGAUGCAGCAGAGGAGGGAGAUGCUACGCGAUCCAGAAAUGAGAAAUAAGUUAAUUUCUAACCCAACUAAUUUUAACCACAUAGCACAUAUGGGUCCAGGAGAUGGCAUACAGAUUCUCAAAGAUCUCCCAAUGCAGCGUUCCCCUUAUCAAUUCCCUCAUCAUCACUCCCGUCUGAUCUCCUCUCCGAGCAACUUUGAGCACAUCUACCACAUGACUGUUAAUUCAGCUGAAAAAUUCCUCUCUUACGAUUCCAUAAACCCUGCAUUUUCCCCGUCUCCACGCUCUGUCCUCGGUACUCCAGACUUUGUCACCCUGAGGAACCUUCGGCCCCAGGAGAGCCGGACGGUGUUCAGCGGCUCCGUCAGCAUCCCGUCGAUCACGAAAUCUCGCACGGAGCCAGGGCGGUCCAUGAGCGCCAGCAGCGGGUUAGCAGCACGAUCGUCUGCACAGAACGGCAGCGCUUUGCGGAGGGAAUUCUCGGGAGGGAGCUACGGAGCGAAGCGCCAGCCCAUGGCAUCGCCCUCAGACGGGUCCCUGUCCUCUGGGGGCCUGGACCAAGGCAGCGAUGCACCCACAAGGGACUACGAGCGAGAGGACUCUGACUCUCCAAGACACUCGACGGCAUCGAACAGCUCCAACCUCAGCAGCCCUCCCAGCCCUGUUUCUCCUCACAAGACCAAGAGCCUCUCCCUGGAGAGCUCUGACCACGUGAGUUGGGACUCAUGA